AUGGAAUCACUGACAUAUCAUGAUAAACACUUUGUGCCUUUAGACAGCUCUAAACAAGUGGCCACAAAGAAUUCACUAACACAUGAACAUUCAGGUGUAAACCUAAACCAACACAAUAACCAACCUGUUGCCAAAGCAACAGCUUUGCAAUCCCAAAGCAAUAACUGUAUAACACCUCCAGUGAACUCUAACAAGGUGGUUCAAAGCUGCCCAGUAUUCUCUUCUCCCACAUCUCAAGUAACAGUAUCCCAAGGCACCUAUAGUAGGACUAUUCAACCACAAUCAUCCCACUCCAAAUAUUCAGACAAUCCUUCAUUGAAUCUUCACUGGAAAACUUCAUUGAGCCCUUCAAGGAAAUCCCUGAACUUACCUUUUUCUUAUUUCAAAUCUCCAGCAACAUCAUCUAACUUCAAUAAGACACCAUUAUCAUUGGAACCCAAUCAGAGAGUCCUGAGUUCAAGAUUACUCCUCCUGAAACCUGAGAAUCUGCAUUCAAUUCCAGACAUAUGGGUAUCACCUUCAUUGAAGUCCAGUAAAAAAGUCUCAAGUUCAUCAUUAUCCCCCCUUCAACAUGAAGAAACGACUUCCGUAAACGUUAUCUGGACAUCAUCUGCUUUGAGAUCCAACCAAAAAGCCUGUAGCUCAACAGCACUUCAAACUAAAUAUCCAAAAACAACUUCAUUGGACUGCCUGUGGAAAUCUUUAUUGGAGCAAAAUCAAAGGUCUUUGCAGUCACCAUUCCUCAAGAAAAAACUACAAGCAAACAAAUGCAUUCAGACAUCACCUUCUCUGGAGUUCAAUCACACACCAAUGAGCUCCCCAUCACCUGAGCACAGUCUUCAGAAAUUACCUACAUUGAGCUCUAAUACCCAUGUUAUGAGUUUACCACUGUCUAACUUAACAUUAAAGAAAUCAUCUUUAUCACAUUCUAUUCAACAGUCUCCAAGUUUUCCACUGUUUCAGUCAAAGUCUCAAACCAUUAGACUUGAUGGUAAUUUCCAGACUCUCAACUCAAAUUACCACUCCAAAUUGAAUACCACUUCACCAAAUGACAAAUACAGGCCUACAUAUCCAUGGUCAUCCCGUCCCAAGCUAAAUACCUCUGGCCAAUCAUUAUCAAGCAUCAAACACUGCAUCAAGAGUACUGCUUCUACAUUGGGUUCCAGACUCCAGAGUAAAAGCAGCUUUGAUUUUAGGUCAAAGACAAAAUUAAAUAAAGAAUAUCCUUGGACUUUUAGUUAUAUGUAUCCCUUCGUUGUGAAAGGUGGAACUCUGCCCGAUGAUGUUGUAAAUAAAAUUGUCAAUUCUGUCUCGAAGGCCAGAAUACAGAGAGAUAUCUGUAGGCAGAUUCUCUUUCGAAGAAUGAGGGGAAGGCCAAAUCCCCAUCCUGGUCCGCGCCUUUCAUCAGCUUAUACAGUUUGUUUAGCUUGUGCUUCCUGCAUAAAAUCUCAGUGUAACCAUCGCAUAGGAAGGAAAGAUCCACGGUGUGCAACACUGUUUGUUAUACCAACACCUGAGACUACUUCUGAGGGAAAAAUAGUAGUAAAAUUACUUCUUAUUCUUUCUCUACCAGAGAUUUCAUCUUCUCUCUUAUUUCCCAUGAAAGAAAAUCAGCUUGAUGAAGCCUUGGAUAACGGUCUUGAAAGAAUGGAAAAAAUACCACAGGUGGUCCCCACAUCUGACUCUGGUAUCUGCCAGCAAAAACUUUCUCCAGAGAAGAAAGUUAGUGAACAUCAGACUCAGGCGAUUGAAUGGCUACUUUAUGUUAAAAGUACUAACGCUUUACAUCCACCAUCCCAGCUCCCAUCCCUUUCUUCCUCUUUCUCCUCAACAGGUUCUUCUGCGUCUUCCUCUUCUUCCUCUUCUUGUCCUGCUUUGCCCCCACCACCCCUUCCUACUAAAGAAGACUGUCCCCAAACUCCCCCCUCAGACCGUGUAUUCAAAAAAGUACUAAGUUACCAACAGCGGCUUCCUCAGGGGGUCUCCUGGCUUGAUUUUAUAUGCAAUAAAGAGUAUCAACCACUUGAGGGAAAGCAGAAACAAGGCCAAGCACCAUCUCCCCAGCCAAAGCCUGUGAGAAGCUACAUCACUAUCAAAGGGAUAAAGGGACCAAGCUUACUGUUCAAAUUUUUCCAAAGUUUCAAAGUGAGAAAUUCUGAUUAA
Messenger RNA from Perognathus longimembris pacificus (Pacific pocket mouse), 2163 nucleotides. RefSeq names its product casein kinase 2 subunit alpha' interacting protein (gene Csnk2a2ip). The coding region runs from base 1 to 2163 and encodes 720 amino acids. NCBI's taxonomy places the organism in Eukaryota, Metazoa, Chordata, Mammalia, Rodentia, Heteromyidae. The transcript has a single exon. The record is from RefSeq and is a predicted model, not a curated record.